This is a messenger RNA of Delphinapterus leucas (beluga whale), 1553 nucleotides long. Lineage: Eukaryota; Metazoa; Chordata; Mammalia; Artiodactyla; Monodontidae. The record is from RefSeq and is a predicted model, not a curated record.
GGGCACCCACUGGCCACGCCCACAGGGGGGCUUGAAAAGGUACCGGCGCUCCCUGCGUCCUGGCUCCCGGACUCCCGCCGCGCUCUCUCCGACUGCUUCUCGCUAGUUCUGCCCGCGGUGCGUGGUCCUGCUUGCGACUCGAGAUGCCCGUCUGGGGAGGUGGCAACAAGUGCGGGGCCUGUGGGAGGACUGUGUACCACGCAGAGGAGGUGCAGUGCGAUGGCCGGAGCUUCCACCGCUGCUGCUUCCUGUGCAUGGUUUGCAGGAAAAAUUUAGAUAGUACAACAGUGGCAAUUCACGAUGACGAGAUCUACUGCAAAUCCUGCUAUGGAAAGAAGUACGGGCCGAAAGGCUACGGGUACGGCCAGGGCGCGGGCACACUCAACAUGGACCGGGGCGAGAGGCUGGGCAUCAAGCCUGAGAGUGUUCAACCUCACAGGCCUACGACAAAUCCAAACACUUCUAAAUUUGCUCAGAAAUAUGGUGGUGCUGAGAAGUGUUCCAGAUGUGGGGAUUCCGUGUACGCUGCCGAGAAGAUCAUUGGAGCUGGAAAGCCCUGGCACAAAAACUGCUUCCGAUGUGCCAAGUGUGGGAAGAGUCUUGAGUCAACAACUCUGACUGAGAAAGAAGGUGAAAUCUAUUGUAAAGGUAAAAUUAACUCCAGUUGUUGGUGUCCAUAUGGGUAUCUCACACUGGCUGUUAGUGAAGGAAAUGUCACUAGCAGGGGAAAAAAAAAAAAAGGACAAAAAGCAGUCUGAAAAUGGGGAAAAGCUGGGAUAGUGCCACUGGGUAUCUGAAAAUAAAAGAUCUAGAGAUGCUUACAGAUGACAGAAAAACCACAGAACAUUUUUGAUGAUGCAGUAAGUUAAGUUCCUAGUCAUUUAAAACUCCCCUACAAAUAAAAACAAACAAUAGUCUUCUUUCAGCUUAAUGUUUUAAGCAAAGCAUAUGAAUAUAUGAAGGUCACAGACAAAUAUAUAACUUGUCUGGCCCGAUUUGCAUACUUGUAACUCAGCUGGGACCACAAGCUGAACACUAGGGAACCAGAAGACUCGGACUCACCUUUGCAGCUUUAACGUAGUUACUACAUGGCACACUUUACACCUUAAAUAAGUUGAACUCUUCUUGGCAUAGCCAACAGCUUUUUCAAUUUACGGAUGUCUGUUGAUACAUCAGUCUUAAGCAAUGCUAGCAAAGCUUAAUGGACUUGCACUAACUCUUCCCUUUUCUUUUGUAGGAUGCUAUGCGAAAAACUUUGGGCCCAAGGGAUUUGGCUAUGGCCAAGGGGCAGGAGCCCUUGUUCAUGCUCAGUAGAGGCGCAAACCCAGAACCCAGAUCACACACUGAGAAACUCCACAUAAUCUAGGCACAGAUAAUCUAACACUAAACUGCUGUGAAAUUCUACCAGUACUUAAGUACUGUAUGUUGCCCUGUACUUGGCUAGGCCAGCUGACUAGUAGGAAGAGAGCACUAUAUCUGCUCGCUUUAUUCAUCAGCAUUUCAAGAACCAUUUCUUUUACGUUUUAAAUAAAACUUCAGCUUAAUUUAGUGUU